Messenger RNA from Phlebotomus argentipes, 2635 nucleotides. RefSeq names its product coiled-coil domain-containing protein 40 (gene l(2)41Ab). NCBI's taxonomy places the organism in Eukaryota, Metazoa, Arthropoda, Insecta, Diptera, Psychodidae. Gene Ontology annotation, cellular component: cytoplasm. The transcript has 2 exons. The record is from RefSeq and is a predicted model, not a curated record. The coding region runs from base 1 to 2634 and encodes 877 amino acids. Gene Ontology annotation, biological process: axoneme assembly.
AUGGAAAACCAAGUGGAAAAAUUGGAAAAUGUCCCUGGGCUGGAGUGUCUGGAGGCAAUCUUGCCCGAAGAUCAUCCGCUGCUCGAGCGCUUUCAGCAGAACCUCAAGAGUCACUUGUUGCGAAUUCAGGAGCAGCUUUUGGGUGAGAUUUCCGUCUUGGAUCACUCGCUGAAGGUGAAGAGUGAGGAGCGCCAGGAAGUGGGCGCGGCUCUCUAUGAUUUGCAGCAGCAGAUUGCCCAGCAGAGGGUAUCGCUGGAGGAUUAUGAGAUGCGUAUCCAGGAUGUGAGUGAGAAGAGGCAGAAAAUCAGUGCCAAUUGUGUGGCAUUGAAGAAAGAAUGCCUGGAGAAGGAGGCAGAAUUGCGCGAGGCGAAGAGGAUUCAUGGUCAGAGACUCGUGGAGUUGGACAAUCUCACGGUGCUGGAGAAUAACAUGUCCAAGUGGACACAGGAGGCAAGGGAUGAGGUGACCGUGGCCAAGAGAAUCGCCAGCAAGGACAAUCGAGAUCGUCAGGUGAAGAUGGAGGAAGGCCAGAAGAUGGAACUGUUCCUCUAUCAUCUGGACUCGGAUGUGCGGUCCCGUGAGAAUGAGCUGGGCAGCAUCAAUGAUCAGAUUCAGGAGCAGGAGAAGUCAAUUGAAAUGCUGAACAAGAGUCUGGUGGAUUCGAAUGCGGACCUGGAGAUUCUGCAGCAAGAACACAAGAGAAUGACCCAAACAUGGGGCGAAGUGAUCGUAGCCAUCCAGCAGAGAGAUAAGGUGCUGGCAAUGGUGCAAAACGAUCUGAAUCUUGAGUAUCAGAGGCAGAAGGAAGUGCGGGGCUUCAUUGAAGCCACAAAUAAGGCCAUCCAAAAGCAGAUAAUCCAGAACCACAAGUUGAACGUGUUUCGCAAUCGCCUCCAGGGAGAUGUGAGGGCUCUUGAGAGACAAUUGACGCGCGAAGACAAGGAUUAUGAGAGAUUGUAUGAGAAGAUUGCGGAGAAGUCCUCGAUUUUCGAGCAAACGGAGUCAGAUUUGAAGCAGGCAAAGGUAGAAGGAAUCCUUCUGGAGAGUCAAUUGAAGGGUGUGAGCAGCCGAAUUGAGAAGCAAGCCGGUCGCAAGGUGGAACUGGAGGAGAAAAUCCUGGAACUCCUGCAGAAUCAAAUCACAACGGACAAAGUUGGACAGUAUCGCGCGAGAGAUUUGCGGGAAAUCCAGGAGAAACGUCGCAAUGCAGAGAUAAUGCUAUCCAGCACAGAGAAUCAAUUGUCCAUUCUGCUUCUGGACUUGGAGAAAUAUCGUGGAAUUGUGGGUAAUCACCAGAUGAUGAUUGAAAAGCUUCAAGGGAAGGAGACCGAAAUGAAAAUGGAAGCUAAUGAGCAGGAGGAGGAGAUGAAAAAUGUCUUGGGCACCAUAGAAUCCCACCAGCGCCGAUUGGAUCUGCUGGUGAAGCAGCUGAAUGAGAAGAUUGCGGCUGCCGGAGGUCGAGAGGGGAAUCCCGAUGAGCUGAAGCUUUUGAGUCUUCAGAAGCAAAUUGAGGAAAUGGAUGGAGAAAUCAAGAGUGUCCAGAACUUCUGGCUGAAACUUCAGGGACACGUGGUUAAUCUGACAGAGAAGCGCUCUCAUCAAACCAAUGAGAUUUUCUUGGCCAGAAAGCAAUUUCUCAUCAUCGACCAGAAGUGCAGGAAAGUCGAGAGGGAACUUGAACAUUUGGCGGAUGAGGAUCGUGUGACUGAUCGAGAGAUUGGCAAACUCCAUUCCCGUCUGGAUCUCCUCAGUGGACGAUUGUUUGAUGAGCAACAAGGACAUGAUCACGAGGAGGAGGAAUGCUUCCUCAGUCAUCAAGCUCUGACGGCGAAACUGAAGGAAGCCGAAAUGUCCAUUCUGCAGCUGCAGCGAGAAAUUGAGGAGCUCGGCGUGGAGAUUGAUGAGACGAAGGAUCUCAUGAUUGAGAAGCAUCGCGAAGCUCUCGCUUGGGAGACGAAAUAUCGACUGGCGGUGGAGACGAAGAAGAGCAGUGACAUGGAAGCGUCAGCUGAGAGUGAAACUGGCCACAUGAAGGCAGAGAUCCAUCGGAUGGAAGUGCGUCAUGCUCAACUGCGGAAAGCCCAGGAGAAGUUGAUGCAGGACAUGGACAAUUGCAUCAAUCACCGAGAGAAUAUCUUCACUCAGGCGUCUGUGAAGGAGAAAUUGCACGGCGGGCGAGCGAAGUUAAAGAGUAAUGUGCAGCAGAAGUUGUCCGAGAUGCAGAUUAAAUUGAAGCAGGUGAAUGGUGAGAUCACGUGCACUGAGAGAAGCCUGAUUGGCAAUCAGCAGCAGCAGGAGCAUCUGGAGCAGGAGAUUGCCAAGAAGUGUCAGGAGUUGGAAGCUGAGCAGCACCAAAAUAGUCUGCUUGACCAGGAAAUUGGCGAAGGAAUGCUGCUAAAGCAUGAGAAUCUGGAGACAAUUGUGAGGAAGCAGCAUCGGGCGCGGCGUUUCAAGGCCCUGGCCACGGGCAGAGUGCUGCCCAAGUGUCGAGCGGAGGCAACCAUUGAGCAGAGUAUGAAGAAGCAGCGAGAGGUGCAGGAACAUCUCACGAAUCUCAUGGAAAAUCUCCUUGCGGACUUUCCACAACAGAAAUUCCCCCUCACGAAGAUCAUCCAGACACUGAAGAAUAAUUGAU